CUUAUAUAUAUAAGCUAAGUCCCUGUGUUUCUAGCUAGCUGGAGAAGAGCAGAGAGAGAAAAUGGGGAAGAGCAAGGUUCUGGUGGUUGGAGGCACAGGGUACAUGGGAAGGAGAAUGGUGAGGGCGAGUCUUGCGGAAGGCCAUGAGACUUAUGUUCUUCAACGUCCUGAGAUUGGACUUGAUAUUGACAAGGUUCAGAUGCUCUUGUCCUUCAAGAAGCAAGGUGCUCGUCUCCUUCAGGCCUCCUUCUCCGAUCACCGGAGCCUCGUCGACGCUGUCAAGAAGGUCGACGUUGUCAUCUGCACCAUGUCCGGCGUUCACUUCCGGAGCCACAACUUGUUGGUGCAGCUCAAGCUUGUCGAGGCCAUCAAAGAUGCCGGCAACGUUAAGAGAUUUUUGCCGUCAGAAUUUGGGAUGGACCCAGCACGCAUGGGAAACGCAUUAGAACCAGGAAGGGUGACGUUUGACGAGAAAAUGGAAGUAAGAAAAGCCAUACAGGAAGCCAACAUCCCUUUCACCUACGUCUCCGCCAACUGCUUCGCUGGUUACUUCGCCGGAAACCUCUCUCAGAUGGGCACUCUCCUCCCUCCCAGAGACAAGGUCACCCUCUACGGAGAUGGCAACGUUAAAGUUGUUUAUGUGGACGAAGAUGAUGUGGCGACAUACACGGUGAAAACAAUCGACGAUCCUCGAACAUUGAACAAGACAGUGUAUCUAAGGCCACCAGACAACAUUUUGUCUCAACGAGAGCUGAUUGAGAAAUGGGAGAAACUGUCGGGAAGGCAACUUGACAAGUUUAGCUUAUCGGAACACGACCUUCUCUCCUCCAUGAAAGAUUUGGACUUGGCAGGGCAAGUGGGAGUGGGGCAUUUCUACCAUAUAUUCUAUGAAGGAUGUUUGACAAACUUUGAGAUCGGAGAACAUGAAGAAGAAGCAUCGCGGCUUUAUCCGGAGGUGAACUACACGCGCAUGGACGAAUACCUGAAGAUAUAUCUAUAGCCUUGCCCUUCUAUAAUAAUUAAGCAUUUGAUUUCAUUUAAGUGAGUUGAUUGGUUUUUUGUAAUCAUGUUUGAGUUAACGUGGUCGUGCGUCAUUCACUUCAUGAUGCUCUGCCCACUUUCCUGGCCCCGUGCGUGCGCUUUGUUUGGAUCCUUUUUUUUUUUUUGGUAAUCAGUUUGUUUGGAUUUCCCCCAGUUGAUUGUAUUUUAAUUAGUUUAUCUCAACCUUUGGGCAAUUCGAGUUCUGUUAUUUUUAAAA
This is a messenger RNA of Neltuma alba, 1258 nucleotides long. Its product is annotated as isoflavone reductase homolog. Gene Ontology annotation, molecular function: oxidoreductase activity. Bases 62 to 1000 code for a protein of 312 amino acids. Lineage: Eukaryota; Viridiplantae; Streptophyta; Magnoliopsida; Fabales; Fabaceae. The transcript has 4 exons. The record is from RefSeq and is a predicted model, not a curated record.